AUGGCUGACGAUAUCGCUCUUGGUCCGCAGACUAACUUCAAUAUCAUUGCUGCCGAGAUAUUAAAGAUACCAAAUACACCUGCACUCGCUGGCGGUCAGCAACUUCUCGCCGAGCUCCGUACAAUCAGGGAGCAGUUGACGAGAGUUGAGAGAGACACGAGGGCAAUACGAGAAGACGUUGUAAAUGUCCGCCAGCAAAUUACUGCAUCGAAUCAUAAUAACGCAGUCCGCGUUCGGAAUACAUACCUUCGAAGUCAGAACGAAAAUCUUGUGUCGUUUGUCAACGCUACUACCGGUGCCGCUAUCCUUGGUUUCCCUCAUACCUCAUCCGAAAUCGAACGUAUGGCAAGAAGACAAUUAGAUUCGGUACUACAACAAUUGGGUAUUCCUACACAGGGUGCAAAUUUGGCGGAGAAGAAGCGGUUACUCAGAGCUCACAUCGGGUUAACAGAGGUCGCAGGUUCACCACCUCCAUAA
Molecule: messenger RNA, 477 nt
Organism: Fonsecaea pedrosoi CBS 271.37
Lineage: Eukaryota; Fungi; Ascomycota; Eurotiomycetes; Chaetothyriales; Herpotrichiellaceae
Exons: 2
Coding region: 1-477 (158 amino acids)
Source: RefSeq, a predicted model, not a curated record